AUGAAGUCCGCCCCUUCUUCCAACGGGAGCGUUCAAAUGUCGGCUCUGAACCAGAAAGCCUCCACCAUGAGCAUGAUGAUGCCUCUCCGCUCCGAAUCCUUUGCAUACCCCAAGGCUGGUUCCAGUGACAUUAUGGCGCAGAUCCAGUUUUAUGGAAGACAGCACGGACAAAAGAUUUUGGCCACAUUGUCAUUUCUGGUCUUUAUCCUCUUUAUCUCUUCCGAUUAUGUCCAUGAUGGCAGCGGCUUGGGGAAUUUGAGACGUAACAGUCGGUACGGCGCUUCGUUUGGUGGUGCUGCUCACAGAGGCUACUUCAGAGUGGAAGACAGUAUCAAGCCAAACAGCAAAUUCACAUUUGCGGCUAUUACUGACUUGGACGAAUUAUCCAAGGAAAAGGAAGCCAGAAAACCAACUUGGGAUUCAUUCAUGCUGCUGGGAGACAUCCAGUGGGUCAAUGGAAAGUACGCCCUCACCAUGGAACCAAAGAUGCGCACUCUCAAAACCAAACACAACGAAGCCGGGCGUGGAGCAGAAUUCUCAGAACUCACCAUCUACCACAAUCGACUGCUCACGUUUGAUGACCGUACCGGGGAUGUUUUUGAAGUCCUAAAUACCCCCAAUGGAGAUGACUCUUUUGUGGUGCCACGAUUUGUUAUUACCGAAGGAUCUGGGGAUACGGAUAAAGGAAUGAAAUGGGAGUGGAGUACCGUCAAGGAUGAUUUGCUGUACAUGGGAUCCAUGGGAAAAGAAUACACCAACCCUGACGGUUCCAUUGCCAACACCAACAAUCUUUGGGUUGCCACUCUCAGCGCUGAGGGAGUCCUAAGUCGUAUUGACUGGGCCAAAAAUUACAACGUCGUCCGCAAAGCUUUGGGAGCCGAAUCACCCGGGUAUGUCAUCCACGAAGCCAUCAAUUGGUCGGAUCAUUUGAAAAAAUGGGUAUUUUUGCCCAGACGAAUCUCUUCCGAAGCGUACGAUGAAAACAAGGAUGAAAAAAAUGGAUCCAAUAAACUUGUCUUGGUCAGCGAAGACUUUUCAUCCGCUAAAGUUGUGGAAAUCAACAUGGCUGACAAGGACGGAUUGCAUGGAUUCUCUUCAUUUGCGUUUGUGCCAAAUACCAAAGAUAGACAUGCUCUCGCUUUGAGGUCUGUGGAGGAAGACUGUGUGGGCGGGGAUGAUCAAGUAUGCAAGCAACGAUCCUACAUUGUGGUGUUCGAUGUUAUGACGGGAGAGGUGCUAUUGGAUGAAGUCAAAAUCGAGGCAAAUAUGAAAUUUGAAGGUGUGGAAUUCAUGGAUCCUCACAUCACGCCUCCCGCUUACUAA
Messenger RNA from Seminavis robusta, 1323 nucleotides. The record is from the annotation of a GenBank genome assembly. Lineage: Eukaryota; Bacillariophyta; Bacillariophyceae; Naviculales; Naviculaceae.